Molecule: messenger RNA, 2187 nt
Organism: Phodopus roborovskii (desert hamster)
Lineage: Eukaryota; Metazoa; Chordata; Mammalia; Rodentia; Cricetidae
Gene: Dcaf17
Product: DDB1 and CUL4 associated factor 17
Exons: 14
Coding region: 63-1622 (519 amino acids)
Biological process (GO): protein ubiquitination
Cellular component (GO): Cul4-RING E3 ubiquitin ligase complex
Source: RefSeq, a predicted model, not a curated record
UGCUACGCCUCGCGGAAGUGAGGGACGCACCCCUCUACGGCCCUGAGGACUCCGGAGUCUCCAUGGGCCCGACCCCGAAGGCCAAUGUUUGCCGCAGGCUGAGUCGCCGGGCUCUAGGCUUCUACGCACGCGACGCGGGCGUGGUGCAGAGGACGAACCUGGGCAUCCUGCGGGCGCUGGUGUGCCAGGAGAGUACUAAAUUUAAGAAUGUUUGGACAACUCAUUCCAAGUCACCUAUAGCCUAUGAGAGAGGAAGAAUAUAUUUUGACAAUUACCGGUGCUGUGUGAGCAGUGUUGCUUCAGAGCCAAGAAAACUUUAUGAAAUGCCAAAAUGUUCCAAAUCAGAAAAAAUUGAGGAUGCUUUAUUAUGGGAAUGUCCAGUGGGAGAAAUACUUCCCGACCCGUCAGAUUAUAAGUCCUCACUCAUAGCACUGACCGCGCAUAAUUGGCUGCUUCGUAUAUCAGCAACUACAGGGGAAAUCCUGGAGAAAAUAUAUCUUGCUUCCUAUUGCAAGUUCAGGUACUUGAGCUGGGACACUCCUCAAGAGGUCAUUGCUGUCAAGUCAGCUCAGAACAAAGGCUCAGCAGUGGCCCAGCAGGCAGGCACUCAGCAGCCUGUUUUGUUGUACCUUGCAGUAUUCCGGGUUCUGCCCUUUUCACUUGUAGGGAUUCUAGAGAUCAACAAAAAGGUUUUCGCGAAUGUCACGGAUGCUACCUUGUCACAUGGAAUACUGAUUGUGAUGUACAGCUCGGGACUGGUCAGACUGUAUAGCUUCCAAGCCAUCAUCGAACAGUUCAUGCAACAGAAACUUGACUUAGGGUGUGCAUGCAGUCAGGGCGGGACUACUGGGACUGUAGGAGAGGCUCCUUUUGGCAUUCCUUGUAAUGUUAAGAUCACAGGCUCACCAUCUCCACUCUUUGAAGUCUCAUCCCUGGAGAAUGCAUUUCAGAUCGGAGGCCACCCUUGGCACUAUAUCAUCACCCCAAAUAAGAAGAAGCAGAAAGGGGUCUUCCACAUUUGUGCCCUGAAAGAUAACUCCUUGGCAAAAAAUGGGAUCCAAGAAAUGGAGUGUUGUUCACUAGAAUCUGACUGGAUCUAUUUCCACCCUGAUGCUUCUGGAAGAAUUAUACAUGUUGGCCCAAAUCAAGUCAAAGUCUUGAAGCUCAGUGAGGUAGAAAAUAAUAGUUCGCAGCAUCAGAUCUCUGAAGAUUUUGUCAUCUGGGCCAAUAGAGAAGACCGAAAUGAAAACUUAAUCACUGUUACAGCUUCUGGACGCGUGGUGAAAAGAAAUGUCAACUUUCUGGAUGAUGACCCAGAACAAGAGACUUUCAAAAUUGUGGACUAUGAGGAUGAGUUGGACUUGCUAUCUGUAGUAGCUGUCACUCAAAUAGAUGCUGAAGGAAAGGCUCACCUGGAUUUCCACUGUAAUGAGUAUGGGACCCUACUCAAGAGCAUCCCACUAGUGGAGUCAUGGGACGUGACAUAUAGCCAUGAAGUAUACUUUGACAGAGAUUUGGUGCUACAUAUCGAACAGAAACCCAACCGGGUCUUCAGCUGCUAUGUUUACCAGAUGGUCUGUGACCCUGGAGAAGAAGAUGACAUUGUCAACAGAAAUGAUUAAGACAGUGAGAUCAUCGUAACUUGAGACAUUUGGUGAAACACCCUAUCAGCUGUGUCCAGUCCUCCUUUUCAUCUGCAUGGAACAUGCUGCAGUAUUUUCCAGAACAGAUCUUGUGCUAGCCUCAAAGGAAUGGCUUAAACUCUUGCCACAUAAGGCAGUGAGGACUCUGUUUGUUGUAAAUGCUCUCUAGAAUGCUGCUCCAACCGGCCCAGCAUUUUAACUUCUAGAUGAGGUGCUAUUGUGAAUAGAAAACGCUAGGGAACAGAGCACAGUUAAAUCUAGGUGUCAAGGAGACAUCAUUGAUGCAGGGAUAAUUAACAUGAUUCUUAAAGACUACUAUAAUGUUUUAAUUGGCAAGGUAGGAGCGAGAAGCAGAAAUAAAAUAUUAAACAUAAAAGCCAGGUGUGGUAGCACACACCUAUAAUCCCAGCACAUGGCAUAUAGAGCAAAAAUCAGGAGUUCAAAGCCAGUACUGGCUAUAUAGCAAAUUCAAGUCCAGGUUGGUCUAAAUAGACCUGUUCUCAAAAAGACAACGAAAAGAUAAAUAAAUCCUAUAUACUCUAAA